Fusarium subglutinans is the source of this 330-nucleotide messenger RNA. RefSeq lists its product as uncharacterized. The record is from RefSeq and is a predicted model, not a curated record. The coding region runs from base 1 to 330 and encodes 109 amino acids. The transcript has a single exon. NCBI's taxonomy places the organism in Eukaryota, Fungi, Ascomycota, Sordariomycetes, Hypocreales, Nectriaceae.
AUGGCACCCUUCAUGGAACUCUAUACCCAAAUCAACUUUCUCUUGUAUCACCUUCAACGCUCUAUCAAAGAAACACAUGGCACAUAUCCGGGAGCCUUUGGGACCAGUGCGGACAACAGCGGCGGUACUAUCAUUCCUACCCCAGAAGAGAUGGCAGCGCUUGUAGAGCAUAUGCAUCAGGUUGAUCCGCUAGUCGACGCCUUGCUUAUCAUAGCUACGGAGGAAUGGCAACAGCAGCUGGCUGAGCGUCAUAAGAGACGAUUUACAUUGUCGCAGAACGAGGUGCUCCAGAUGCUGCAGGAUCUGAAGAAGUUGGAGGGUGUUAAGUAG